This is a messenger RNA of Colletotrichum truncatum, 279 nucleotides long. The record is from RefSeq and is a predicted model, not a curated record. Lineage: Eukaryota; Fungi; Ascomycota; Sordariomycetes; Glomerellales; Glomerellaceae.
AUGCAGUUGCGCACCGACGAUAUCGCGACCACGGGCGUCCCAGGGCCAUGCGUCGCCCGCGGACGUCGCUUCGCCCUGCGCCGUCUCGCCUCGCUUCGCCUCAUCGAAUUGGGGCCCGUCUUAGCGAGGGUUGAGAGGUCUUCCCAGGAGGCAAAGGACCGGCCUGGGAGGCGAGCUUGCAAGCAUAAGGAGGGGUUGCUGGGAGAGCCCUACAUACGUCAGUGGUGGUGUGUUGUUCUCGUGGGCCACGGGAAAGCUGUGAGUGGCCCGUUCACCUGA